This is a messenger RNA of Ipomoea nil (Japanese morning glory), 1380 nucleotides long. RefSeq lists its product as uncharacterized. The record is from RefSeq and is a predicted model, not a curated record. The coding region runs from base 1 to 1380 and encodes 459 amino acids. NCBI's taxonomy places the organism in Eukaryota, Viridiplantae, Streptophyta, Magnoliopsida, Solanales, Convolvulaceae. The transcript is spliced from 5 exons.
AUGAAAGCAAAGUAUUACCCAAAAUGUGAGUUUAUGGAGGCUAGUAUUGGUCACAAUCCAAGCUACAUGUGGCGGAGUAUCAUGGAAGGGCAAGGUGUUUUGCGAAUGGGCUUAGCACGCCGUAUCGGGGAUGGUAAGGACACGAAGAUCUGGGGUUGGCCUUGGCUAGCAGAUUCUUCUAUGGCCAGUCUUAGUACACCUCCAGUGGACGCUCUACGGGAGGCUACGGUCAGUGGCCUCAUGAAUGAACAUGGACGAUGGGACGAGGAGAUUCUCAACGACCUCUUUGAUGACUCAGAUGUGCGUAGAAUCAUUGCCACACCCAUAGCAGCUCAUGUACUGGAUUCUUGGCGGUGGGUGGGUGACAUCCGUGGAGCUUAUUCGGUCAAACACGGGUAUAAACUUCUGACAACCGAUGGUGUUUUGCAUGCACCCGGCCUGGGGAGUUCAUGGCGUGGGAGAAGAUUUGGAGUUUGCCAGUUCCACCGAAGGGGCGGAUGUCCGCUGUGUGGGCAGUCCGCGGAAACAGCUGAACAUUUAAUAGGCGAUUGUCGGAUAGCUCGGCAGAUUUGGGAGAGAGACGACGUUCUACAAGGAGCAUCCAUUCAAGCUUUUCUGGAAUCCGUUUUAUCCAACUCAAGCAGGGAGAGGGCGGUGCAUUUGGCGGCAGUUGUCUGGAUGAUAUGGACAGUGAGGAAUGAUCGGAUAUGGAGGGAUAAGGUGUGGGAUAUCGGGGUGGUGCGCAGUCACGUUGUAAGGCUGGUCACCACUUGGAAGGAUGCAUACAAAUUGACAUCUCCCAGAACAGGUAUUGAUGCGGUUUGUGUCAUCUGGGAACCUCCUCCUCGGCACUGGCUCAAAUGCAACGUUGACGUUGCACUUUUGGCUGACAACGUGGGCUUUGGAGCGGUAAUUCGGGAUCACGGGGGGUGGUUUUGUGGCAGCAAAGAAUGGCCGGUUGGUUUGCAAUCGAGAUCCUUUGAUGGCAGAGAUUCUAUUGUGAAGCAAUGUUUGUUGAUUGCUAGCGACAUUGGGAACGUUGUUGUUCGCCAUGUCAAGAGAUCAGCGAAUCGAGUGGCUCAUGUUCUUGCACGAGCAACUGAUUCUUCGACUGACUCGGGAGUGUGUAAAUUUGAUGACUGGAAGGUGCGAAUGCAGGCACACCUCUCUGCUUUCCACAAUGAGAUGUGGGAGGUUAUCACCGAAGGUCUGGUGAAGAUCAUGAUGAUUGGAGAAGGGGACAAACAGGAGAAAGAUAACAAACUGACCAUCGCGAUGAAGAAGUUCAAGGACUUCAAGAUGGGUGCAAACAAAACCAUAGCCGAGAUAGAGACUUGGUUUAUAAAGCUCCUUAGUGAGGUCGCUGAUCUAGGGAAGUAG